AUGACACCAGCUCUCAAACGCGGCAGCAGAAAUCGUCCUUCGUCUACAGUCCUGGAAGAAUCUGGUACGAAUCUCCACUUCCUUCUAUCCCCAUAUCCCGCAUUCCCCAUCUAGAGGCUUUCUCUUUUUCCCCUCUUCUUCUUACAAGCCGGCCAACCUCUCAGGAGUCUAACCAAAGUCUCUCUUCCCUCCUAAUACAGCGGGGCGGCGAUCAGGAAAGCGAACGCGUUCGGCAAGUUCAUUGCCUCUCUCCUCGGAACCGGCUGCGUCUAUUUACCCUUCGAUCAACGGUCGUUCCCGUUCAGCAUCUCGCCCUACCGCUAGGGAGCGGCUCCAUCGCGACGUCGAAGGUCCUACGGACGAGUUGAGAGAGCCGGCUUUGGCGGAUCGAAUGGCACCGGACUCCACAACGACCACCGUGGAAAUAGAGACCGUCACCAUCGGAGCUUUGGAAGCACUCAACGGAUCUACCCGAUCGACCCUAACUGGGGGCAGGCGGAAACACACGAGUCACGCAUCGGACCGCGACUCCGUAUCAAGCCUUAGCGAUAUCGGCGAGGACUCAGAAGCCGAGACUGAGCGAUUACACAAUUCACCGCAGAAACAGGGACCGAGGUUGGUCCAACACAAAAGUACAUCAUCUACGGUUGUACCCUUCUCAGUAGAGACGCUUGGAAGAAAAGAAAUGGGGGAUCGGGACGAGGAUCGGGCUACUGGGCUUGGUGAAUCUACACCCGCUACCCCCACCACCUCCUCAAGCCCUAGUAGGAAGCGAAAAAGAGAGACGAAUGGGUCGCCAGCACCGCGACCCGUGGAGGAGCCCAAGAGCAGACAGUCUACCCCUCCUUUAAAGAAGAGGAGCCAAAUUGCUCAAGAAGUGUCGGAAAAUGAAAGCACCAGUGCAAAUAGUAGAAGAGGAUCGAAUACGGAGGCUACUACCGACACUGUUUCCAAUGGAAUUGCUCAGGAUUCAAUAAUGACUAACUCGAAAGAUGUGAGGCCACCAAAGCCGGUCAAGGCUAUUCCUCCGAAAAACGAAGUGGUUCCCGGGAACACGGGAGACGAGCAAGAUCCCGAACCCGUUGUGGAGGCGGAGGCGGAGGCGGACGAGGCUGCUGAUGCCACUACUUCGGCUGCACUAGAGGAAGAGCCUUGUGACAAUGUCGAUACCACCCGAGAAGACGAUGAAGGUAAGUUUGAUUUUUAGUCUCAGCUACAGCGGGACUUUUCUCAUGGGGUCACAGACACAGAACGCGUGAGGAGGAAGAAUGCGGCUAUGGAGGAUUUGGCCGAGAUAGAACGGGUCUUUGCCCAGCUGAAGGAUAGGUAAGCGCUGCGCUUGGAUCCGUAUGGCGUGACAUUCUCGGCUGACGCGCCACACUAGAAUUUACUCGGAGAAGUUGAAGAGGGUUGAUAUGGAGAUGAAGAUGGUGCAAGACGGAACCCAUCCAGAAUUCGUGGCUCAGAAAACUUGUAUCGAUCAAAAAUUAGAAGAGAAGGUUCGGUUGGCGGACGCACACUACAAGUAUGGUAUGGAAUCUCUGUCCAUCGCAACGCGGGUCAGUAGGGCACAGGUGCAUUCUCAAUAUUUUCAAACUGUGCGUCACUUGCGAGAGGAUGCGCUCGAGAAAUGUAGCGAGCUUUGGUACCAGAUCCAGAGGGAAAGGAGAGCUGGCGAUGCUUUGGUUUCAGGUUUGUCCUUGGUAAUACCCGUAUGUUCGUGGGGCAUUUGAUUGUAACACACCGCUGUGCAGAAUUCUCCUAUCGGAUACCAGAUCGCCAGAGUACCAGGAUUAAGCAACGGCAGCAAUAUAAUUGGGAGGUGGCGCUUUUGAGCGGAAUCGCAAAGCACAUCGGGUUUCCUGCGGCACCCGAUGUUGUGGGUGCAUCUGAGGAAGAGAUUGUUGAUGACUUGGAAUGUAUGGGGGUGAGUAUUGGUCCAUUGAGAUUUUGGCCGUAGUUCUUUAUUUCGUUCAGGAGCAAGGAUUUUUCGUUGGUUUGGAUGCUAAUGGGAGUUCUGCAGAUCGCUACACGUGUACCUGCACGAGCAGGUGUAACCGUGCCUCCCACCGGUAGUCUACGCGAGAGAGUACCGGUACCAGAUGACUCCUAUGGGGGACUGCUACCGACCAACUGGUCACAUCCGCAGCCUUCUCCUCCAUCACCUGCGCCACAGCCAGCCCACCAAGCCCCCGGACACCCUCAUGUACACAUACACCAUCACCACCACCACAACCGUAGACAUACUGGACCUAAUCAACCCGACCAGGCCCCUUACCUUGCACGCCGUGGUCCGUCGGCUCAGGGCCAUAAUCCUGGGCAUCAACCAUCGGCCGUGUCGCUAUCCUCUUUGCUCCAAAAUGAUGUUAUCAAAAUGGAGGGUCCGUCCACGCACCCCCCCAGCACCUCUUCAAUGGGUGCUACGCCUCAUCCUCCCCCACGGGCGUCCCAGUUGUAUUCUUCACAAAGUGCUCAACACUCCCUUCCCCCUCCAACUUCUCUCCAGCAGCACAUGAACCCAUUUGCUCGUCCUAGCAAUGCCGAUUCUCACCAAGGUCACCCAUCAGCACCUCAGAGGCUUGAUAUAGGCAGAGGCUCAACACCUGGAGACGCAAGGACAUAUAGUGCCAUGGGAGGAAGGGGGAGUGAGGUCCUAGAUGGAGGGCUCCGAAAGUUGAAAGAGGAAAAUGACAGUGCUAUAGGGAUUGGUCCUCCUGUGCUUGGUGCGCCUGCACCGUUGAGGUAUGGUCCUAGAAUGAGCUAUUCGUGAUCAACCUUUUUCUCUCCACUGUAGGUAUUCAUAAGGCCCAGGCGCUGUCAAUUUUCUCCUUUUCUAAACACGGGGGGGGGGGUUUUUUUUUGUCCGGGGCGAAUUGUGUACAGGGUAUUCCUAAGAUUGGGAUGUUCUAAUGUUUUCCUCUUGCCAUCAUCGUCAUCUUUCGCAGCGUUAUUGAUGUCUCUAACGCUCACAUGGAAUGUCGACCUUUCGUGUAUCCUUAACAUUUCCGCUGUUUUCAUGAACUUUCACCUUGGGUCUGGGUCUGCUCUUUGUAUUUAAUGUGGAGUACCUAAUUUCGGAUGGGCGGAAGUUUGCAUGGGUUGGAUGGAGAACGAGAGCGGUGGUCCGUGUUUGGUUGAGGUUCUUGUUUUUUCUGUUUUUUUUUGUAAAAGCUAUUUUUUCUUUCUCUCCUCUCUCAUUCCCAUUUCAUGUAUCCGUGUUAAAUACCUCUCAUUACCAUACCCCUCUUUCUUGUCCUUAGGCUGUCUGGCGGCGGAGUUUUUAUUUUAUCUUUUAUUUUUACCUCUUUGUCACUUCCUUCACUCAGAUUCCCCAUUAUUCCAUGCGUCCGGGGAGCUAGGCUUUUGGAGGGACACGAACGUUACCGUCAGAUGUUUUGGUACUCUUGGCAAUAUCAGAUGGUGAUGUGAUGGUUCGGUACUGUGCUUGUAACUUAACGGUGUCGCAGUAGGGAGGCUCAAAAGUUCUCGGUACACGGAAGGUGCAGGUGUUUCGGUAGAGGUGUAUUUUUUUGGGGAAUUAUGGUACACAGCAAACCUCCUUGGGAGGAGGGAUGCAGCGUACCAGUACAGCACAGAGGUGCGGUCAUUUUUAUCCAAGCAGUACACCUGUAUAUUUGCGGGGUAUAUUGUGUGCUCGGUUCGCAGCGUACUGAGAGCUUUAAACCUCCCUAAUAGUCCAAGAUAGUCCAAGUCACAGUACUCGUACACUGUACGAGUACCGUACCCGUAUCACAAAAUUGAAGCUUUGUUCGGUCCACCAACCCCCCCCCCGGAACCAUGAUACUCGAGUAGACCCUUCUUGGAAUGAUGUGACGUAUGAUAAAAAUGAGAAAAGCGGCUUUGCGAUUAUCUUUGGGGGCUAGCUUGACUCCCUAAGAGUCUUAUCUUAUCGAUAAGCCAGUUACCGGUGGUGGCACCCAUCCUCCACAUCUAAAUUAGCCUGCCCUUGCCCAGUUAUCGGUACCGGUAUCCGCAUCGCCACUUCCUGCAGCCGCCAACUUCGCCACAGGGAAGUUGAGGGGCAUCGACGGCGAUAGCAGGGAGGUUCAGGGCUCUCAGCACGCUGCAAACGGGCACACAAUAUACACUGAAAACACAAGUGCACCGUUUUGAACGUCACCGAUAACUGCCAUCAGGAACAGUAUAUUAGCUUGCUUGUGCUUGCCCGGCAAGUGUCGCUAGUGUGACAGACUGAGUAAAGUGCAGAUAGGGAUGAUGGAUAGAAUGACCGUACCUCUGCACUCAAGUACCAGUAUGCUGCUCCCGAGGAGGUUUGCGGUGUACCGUAAUUUCCAGAAAAUACACCUCUACCAAACACCUGUACUCGAGUACCUUCCAUGUACUGAGAGCUUUGAAUCUCCCUACCAGUAGACUAAGUGUGAGUAAGUGUACGUACAGGUACCGGAACGGUAGGUUCUUAUUGCUCCAGCCAAUGAGGAUUCUAGGGCUGCCUCGAUGAUCCAGGAUUUACGAUAC
Molecule: messenger RNA, 4497 nt
Organism: Tuber aestivum (summer truffle)
Lineage: Eukaryota; Fungi; Ascomycota; Pezizomycetes; Pezizales; Tuberaceae
Source: the annotation of a GenBank genome assembly